Messenger RNA from Heterobasidion irregulare TC 32-1, 972 nucleotides. RefSeq lists its product as uncharacterized. NCBI's taxonomy places the organism in Eukaryota, Fungi, Basidiomycota, Agaricomycetes, Russulales, Bondarzewiaceae. The transcript is spliced from 4 exons. Bases 1 to 972 code for a protein of 323 amino acids. The record is from RefSeq and is a predicted model, not a curated record.
AUGAACGCUGCCGUCCACGCGACCGCGACCUCAUCCUCUUCCCUCGCUACACUUGCAUCCAUCUCCGAGGCGGCCUCUACAUCCCGUGAGGCACCGCGAUCCGGUUAUGGGCUCUACGAAGAACUGGCCAAGCAGGCAGGCCAGCCUUUGGUUACGACUGUGGAUGGCAAGCGUCUGGCUGCCCCAGUUCGACCACUUGAUGGUGACAAGGCCAGCGCAAUGAAGAAACGAUUUAUGGGUCAGCUCGGGAUGGCAGCAAAGUCAACAAAUGUCACGCAAUUUUUGCACGACGCAGCCGUCGAGGCCCUCAAACCAAAGGACAACGAGAGCCCUAGUACUCGCAACCACCGUGUCCAGACGUUGAUUUUGUGGGGUUGCUUUCUCCUUGCUCUCAAUAUACUCAAGGAAGACCAUUGGGCCAGCGACGUUAUCCUUGCCUAUGCUCCAGGGUUUUUGCGCGCACGGGUCCUCGCCGUUCCUGGUCGUUUCUCACAGUUUGUCAAGGCCAUCACACUGAAUUGCUGGUUCCACGUAUUUUUGCACUGUAUAUUGGUUCACGCACAUCAACGAAGAACCAUGAUUUCGGUGGGACUCUCAUUGCUCACCACAGGCAAUUUGUAUCAAACCCUCAAAGACACUAUGGAUCAGCUCGUCGUAGAGUUUGCCUUGUCACGCAAGCGGAGGGUGGUACACUAUUUCGGGCGGGAUGAGGCCAUCCUGAUGAUCGAAGAAGGCCUGCAAAAUUUAGUAUCCUCCGGAUGUCUCAUGAAACUACAACUCAUAGUUGCCAUAUGUAUAUCCUUUAUCACUGGGUGCCGGCCAGGGAGUCUAUGUCCCACCUUCGAGGAGUACAAAGUUUGCCAACUGUACUGCAAAUUAGAGAACCUCCGCUUUCGUCGUCUGCGUGAUAGCUCGGCCGAAUUUGAGAUUACAUUAGAGCUGGAAAAUUCCAAGGUGCCGCCGCCAUGUUGA